Messenger RNA from Drosophila innubila, 229 nucleotides. RefSeq lists its product as uncharacterized. Gene Ontology annotation, biological process: mitochondrial respiratory chain complex I assembly. NCBI's taxonomy places the organism in Eukaryota, Metazoa, Arthropoda, Insecta, Diptera, Drosophilidae. The transcript has a single exon. The record is from RefSeq and is a predicted model, not a curated record. Gene Ontology annotation, cellular component: mitochondrion. The coding region runs from base 22 to 219 and encodes 65 amino acids.
CCAGGACAUAAACGUUAAGGCAUGGAAUCUGUGCGCAAAGCCAACACACGACUCCGUAGCUAUCCAAUAUUGCUAACAAAGUGUGCCGAGCAAGCAUCCGUAUAUGCUGCUUGUGUAUCACGGGAUAUCAACGUGCAGCAUAAUAUAUGCGAGGUCGAGUUUAAGCAAUUUUUAAACUGUAUACGUAAAAGUGCCGCCGAAUUAAAGACAAAAUUAUAAACAAAUUCAA